GGUAAAAAUGAAACGCAGCCGACCAGAUUCGAGACAAAGAGAUAUGGAGGUGGACCAUAUGCAAAAUGAGACAGAUCUUAUGUUUGACAACCCUAACGGCCUCAUGCAGAAUCUUAAUGAAGCGAAUGACUUAGUUGAGGAGUUAUCAGCCUCCUCUCAUUCUGUGAAUGAGGAGCAAAACUCAGACGAUGGGGAAAUCAACAUCAAAGCUGAGCUCAAAGGACACCAAGACAACCGUUUCAAGGACGAUGCAAUCAGACUCGGGGAAGAAGACCAGAUGGCCUUCAUGGAUUAUUUCAGGUGUCGUACUCAGAAAGUUCAACUAAAAUCUGACUCUGAGGAAAUUGGACGUAAGAAUUUUCAUGAGUUCUUCAGUAAGAACCAGAAAACUGUCGCUCAAGGUAAGCAUGAUAAGACCAGUCGGGAUAGAGAGGAUAAGAAAACUGAUCGGAGAAGGAGAGACGACAGAGAUAGGCUCAGACAAGAUCAGAGGGAGCAAGACAUCCACGACUUUGCUCUCAACAAUGCGGAAAAUCCUCACAUUGAUGAAGAAUCAAAGGGGCCAAGCUACGAAGAUUUCCUUGGCGAUUCCUUCUCUACUGGUGACGGCAUGGCAAAAUCAAUAUGCUGAGAACUUAAGGAUGAGAUGUACUACAUGCUUGAUUCAGGACUUAAUCUAGCUAUAUAUGGGGUUGGCAGCAAGAUCAACUUCUUGAAACAUUUUACCAUGGGACUGAAGGAGAAUGCGAUUGUGGUUGGAAAUUGAUACCACCCUGGACUGACACUUAAGGGGAUCCUGAAGGAGCUCACAACUCACAUCAACAGAGAGUAUAUGAAUGAUGAGAACAAUAAAGUAAUGAAGCAGAUGAACAAGUUCUUUAGUAUGGGUGAUAACGUGGAAUAUCUCUUGAAAACUUUGUCAAUUGAUGACCUGAAUAUCCCGAAAAUAUACAUAGUGCUUAUAUCGCUCGAUAGUGGCAACCUGAAGUCUCUCGAACUCCAGAGGCACUUGUCAUCCUUAGCAAAGUGUGACAAGAUAGGGAUCAUUGUCACCACAGAUUCUCUGAAGCCUGCAGUCUUUUGGGAUGAUGCAGUGCUCGAUGAGUACAACUUCGUCUUCUAUCAGAUUGACACUUAUGAAGAGUACGACCUUGAGAAGUCUAUGGUGACUCCGCUGUUCUCCCUCAAGAAUGAAAGAGAGGAGCUUGGGCUUGCCUUUAUCUUGCAAUCCUUCACUGACGCUCAGGUUGACGCCAUGAAAGUGCUUGCAAAGUUCCAGCUUGAGAACCCUCACGAGCCUGGAAUGAAAGAGCGUGAGCUUUAUGAAGAAUGUGUUGACAUGCAGGCUGUUAGCGACAUCAAAAAUCUCAAAGAGAUCCUUCGUGAAAUCAGGGACCACAAGAUCCUCUUCGAGAGGGAGGAUAAAGAGGGUAACAGUUACCUGUAUCUCAAAUUGAAGGCUACGAUUUUGGAGAAGAUCAUCCACAACCAGCUUCAGCCGGAUGAUUAGCAGUCUUAAAGCUCAAUUUUGAUAUGGAAAA
Molecule: messenger RNA, 1541 nt
Organism: Moneuplotes crassus
Lineage: Eukaryota; Ciliophora; Spirotrichea; Euplotida; Euplotidae
Source: the annotation of a GenBank genome assembly